This is a messenger RNA of Patiria miniata (bat star), 2577 nucleotides long. Its product is annotated as adenosine receptor A2b-like. The record is from RefSeq and is a predicted model, not a curated record. Gene Ontology annotation, cellular component: membrane. Bases 1431 to 2429 code for a protein of 332 amino acids. The transcript has a single exon. Lineage: Eukaryota; Metazoa; Echinodermata; Asteroidea; Valvatida; Asterinidae. Gene Ontology annotation, molecular function: G protein-coupled receptor activity. Gene Ontology annotation, biological process: G protein-coupled receptor signaling pathway.
UACUUCUUUUGUGAAUUGCCAGAAUAGUGUUCUGUAAUGUAAAAUGGAACUCAAGGACUUUGGCAAGCAACUUUUUGAAAAUCAGAAGCUAGAGAUUCAAGAUGUCUCCUAAGACGUUAACGUUCUGUUUACUCGACAUUUAUCGCCUGAUCUACCGGUCAGUUCAAGGAGCUGCAAGCCCUAAUUGGACUCUGAAGCAGUUAAUCAUUUUUGGGACUGCAGUAAAUUGUCAUUAACUUCUGGAUACAGUUGCAGUAGGAGAAUAUGCCACUACCCUGUGCCAAAUUUCCAACGUGCAUGUACAGCCAAUUUUAUCUAAUGGAUGCUUCUGUCAAUAUUUAUACUGGUUCAACGGUUUUGUGGAAAAUAUACUUCAGAAAGCUAGAGCCUGCUUUUAAUCAGUUAAUAGAACGCUCUAAUAAAGUAGUCGGAUGAAUGAUGAUAGAGAGGAAUGUUGCACAUUGAAUUGGACCUGCCCUGUUUAUUGAUCUGGAUAAACAACUAUGUGAGGAACUAUAGUGUGUGGAUGAAGUAAGUUGAACUGCCAUAAUGAUGCAGGAGCAUGAGCUAGAAGGAUGAAUAUAAUGCCAGACAAGUCAGCAGAAUGGCACCAAACUGAUCUGGAUAACUUCAAACUGGCAGACUUUUCAUCUAUCUUGAAUUAGGAUCAUUAAUUAGGAUCUCCUUCCCACAGCUGAUAUUGAGUAAACUGUGUCAACUCUUCAUUUCAACUUUAUGCAGUCGACAAAUUGUAAAGACAACUUUAACGGGGUGAAAAUGACAGAAUUCUUCAAUAUCAAGAGAUCGUCGAAAUUGGAACAACUGAGGUAAUUUAAACUUGCACAUGUACAUGUACCUAUUGGGAUGUGAGUAUACAAGACUGGUGGCACAUUCACGACUGCAUAUUCACGCCCACGUCAAGAUCACCGAAAUGGACCAAGACUUAACUAAGAAAGUAUGACUAUUCUCUGUUCAGCCCUCUUUAAGUUCAAAGAGUGCAUGAUUAAAGCCAGACAGCAACCUGUGUUUACCCUGAUAAAAUUUUGGCUGCCUAUUGGGCCUAUCCAUCAUUUGCAAUCGAGCUUUACAACAAAAUAGAGACAGAAGUCUGUAACCACCAGCGGAUCAAAAUAGCCUCUUCAGUUACUGAUUAAUGCACUUGUUUCUUAAAAAUAACAGCAGCUUUAAGUAACAUUAAUCAAGAGUCGUGCACAAGAUCAAGAUUGAAUUAUAUAAAUCGUGCUUGUUGAGCAGCAACGUGAUCAGAAUAACAACCAGGAGGCUGAUAUCCAGGACUAGAAAGGAGACACAAGAUUUUGGUCAAUACGGACUUGAUGUCAUUAGAGGUAACGUAAGUGUUAAAAGCACAGAUAUUUUUCUCGUUGAAUUGACUCCACAAAGUGAAGAGUAGAUUCCUCAUCUGAGACAUCAUGGAUUUAUCUAGCAACAGCACUUUCGAGUCUGGAGACUACUUCCAAGUAGACCCUGUGUCAACCACUCUGCGAGCCUCCUACAUUUUCUUAGAUCUCUUGGCCACUUUGCUUUUCAACACACUAACUGUGUUUGUGACUCACAACGUAGAGGAUUUCUCAGAGAGUACGACAGUACUGAUGACUACUCUGGCUCUGUCGGAUCUCGGAGUGGCUCCUGUUGUGCUUCUAUCAUUCAUCUGUGAGGUCAUGGGACAUUGGCCGUUCCCCAAUUGGCUCCAAUAUGCACAUUACUUUCUCCUUCACACAUUGACACAAAUUUCAGCAGUCAUUCUGCUUUGUUUGAAUGUGGAUCGUUAUAUUUUAGUCACAAGACCUCUCCGUCACACUACUCUCAUCACCAAAAGAAGAACUGUCAUCAUGUCAGUUGUCAUAUGUCUUAGUUUUGUCGCAUCAGGAAUUGUCCUGUGUUGCGUGAACAAAGUGUCCUUCGAGAGAAGCACUGUACUUUCUCGAUUGGAACACUAUGAUGCACCAACAGCUAUAUACAUCAGCUUGUUUGGAUAUUUUAUUCCGCUAGUGGUGCUCAUAAUAUGCAAUGUAAGACUUCUCAUGAUCAGCUUCAGCCAGUCUCGGAGACUCAGACUUAUUGGUGCUGCCCCAGCCACAGGACCCUCCAGAGAGCCUAACCAUCAGCGAGUACAUGUAUCCUGGAUGGUUGCAGUACGCGGCAAAGCAGUAUUCGUCUUCAGUGUCAUCACAUUUGCCUUUGCCAUCAGCUGGUUGUUAUAUUUUGUAGAGUUGUUUCUUAUCCUUACUAACUCUGGCAAAAAAUACCCAGUUUGGUUACAGUACACUUCAGCUUGGGUGGCCAUGUCCAACAGUUGGUGGAAUUUUGCCAUCUAUGGAUUGAUGAAUCGAUCUUUUCGUAACUCUGUGCGUAAAGUGCUUGCCAAGAACAUUCAGUCUGUCCGACGGUUCUUUGGAAAUCAGCCAUAGAGUGUAAGAUAAUCCCAGAUAUUGUGUAUACAUUGUACAUGUAUAGUUACUGUGUUCCUUGAGGGAAUCAUUUUGCUUGUAACCAUCUUAUAGAAAAUUACCUUAUUUAGAGGAAAAAAUCAAAUCAGUUUCCUGACUGAAAUAAACU